GCACUUGCUUUACUUGUUCACCUCGUGCAGGUCAGACCAAAUUCGUCCAUCCAUCCAUCCAUUUAUCAGGGAGCAAUCAGAGAGCCAAUCUGCAGAGAGGAAGGUAGAUUGGAUUUCUACACACGAGGGCUAUGACGUGCAGAGGCGGCAUUAAUUAGUAGAGAGAAUCGGCAGGAGGCUGGUCGGCGUGCAGAUCAUCGAGCAAUCAAUCAAUCGAUCAAUCCAUCAAUCCAUCAAUCAAUCAAUCCAUCAAUCCAUCAAUCAAUCAAUCAAUCAAUCAAUCCAUCAAUCAAUCAAUCAAUCAAUCAAUCAAUCAAUUCGUCAAUCAAUCCAUCAAUGUAUCAAUCCGUCGAUCAAUCGAUCAAUCAAUCAAUCGAUGGACGUGGCAUUUUCUCCGAUGACGUGUUGUUUCCUCUGUGGUUUACGUGAUGAUUGAAUUGCUUGGUUGAUUGGAUGGAUGGCGGUUUUUGUAAAGGGGAAUUGGAACGUUCUAUUUUGAUUGCUCGACUUUAUAUAGUUGAUUGAUUGCUCGAUGAUUUUUGUUGAAUGGCUGAUGAUUAUGUGAUUGGUUCAUCAAUCAAUUGGUUAAUUCCUUGAUUUGAUGGGUUAGGGGAUUGAAGGGACGAUAUAGAUCGAUUUGACUAAUCCAUUGAUUGGUCAAUUAGGUGGAAAAGCGACCGACUCAGUCAUCUGAUCAAUCAAUUAAUUGCUUGAUCGAUCAAUCAACUAAUUGCUCAAUCAGUUUCAAUCAAUCAAUCAAUCAAUCAAUCAGCUAAUUGCUCAAUCAGUUUCGAUUAUUCAAUCCACUAAUUGCUCAAUCAAUCAAAUUAUCUGAUCGGUCGUUUGGUGUGUCGAAUCCUCUGAUUAGAUUGAAUAGCCAAAUAAGACUAGGAAGAGGAGGGAAAACAAGGUAGAUACAUACAUAUUCUGUAUUUGGGCAGAAAUGACGCGACAGAUGCUGAUUAAGAAGUUGGCCGAUGGGUCAUCAAGGGGGUUGGCACGGUGCGGAUGGGCACUCCCCCCCACUGCGCGUUCCUCCUUUUCCUCCUUUUCCUCAUUUUCCUCCUCCUCCUCCUCCUCCUCAUCGUCAUCAUCAUCAACACUCUCUAGGUGCCGCCGCCAGUGGUGCUUGUCGGGAUCGCGUGUCGGUCCCUCACCCUGCCUCUCAUCUCCGUCUUUCUUCUCCCAGCUGCGAUCCAUUACCACGUGGCAAUCCCGAUCCCGAUCUUCGAGCUUGGCAGGAUAUGACCGACCCGCCGCCGCCGCCUCCCCCGAGGCUACCACCCCCCUCCCCACCCCCUCCCCCAGGUUCUCCCAUCAUCUACGACGAUUAUCCUCUCAUCAAUCUGGAUUACCCUUGCCAUCGUCAUCUCGAUGGAUGUCUUCGUCUGCCGCUGCCGUUGCGUCGGGGGUAGAUAGCCAUCUUGCGGAGGUACUCCGGACCGAGUAUGAUUAUGAAAUACAGAACUAUAAGCCCUCUCCUGCGGUCAAGAGAGGCCCUCCUGCGCCCUUUAAUCUGCAGGAUAAGCCUGGAACGAACGGGAUCAUCCUUAGGCGUUCCUUUGGGAAGGAAGACGUCGAGGUGUCGAUCUGUGUGCAGCCGGAGGAUUUCAUGGGAGGAGGGGAAGGCGAGGAUGAGAUCACGGAAGAGGAGGAGGCGGAGGACGUGGCACCACCGCCCUCUCCCAUCAGCUUCACUGUCACCGUCACCAAGAGCAUGAAUGGUCCUAAGCUCGAAUUCCAGUGUUCGACAGAUGGCGACGCUGUGGCCAUCGAUUUCCUCUCCCUGCAAGUUGCAGACGAUGAUGGGACGAAGGGAAUUGCCUACGAUGGGCCCGACUACAACGCACUAGAUAAUGAAGUGAAGACGGCCUUUGAAGAUUACCUGAGAGUUCGGGGAAUUGACAGCAAACUUGCAGCGUAUGUCGUUGAAAGUGUCAGGGAUAAGGAGCAGAGGGAACACGUGAUGAGGAGGAGGAAUAGAGGAGGAGGUGAAGACACGUGUGUUAAGAAUGAUACGCUGCAGGUGGAGAUGGUAGGAAGAGGAGGAGGAGGAGGAGGAGGCAGAUUUAGGGUUGAGCUCCUGUUCUUUGAUGACAAUGGAGCAGAGAUUGAGGAAGGGGAAAGUUUUGGGUGAGUUGUACUUUUCGUGGAUGGGGUCUAUGUACUCUUUCCCUGGACAGGAGAGGGAGAGGACGGAAAUGGGAAAGAUGGGGGGGGGGGAGGAAGGAAGGAGAACGAAACUUCUUUUCCUUUUUUGGAAAGAGGUAAUUUGACGUGUGGGGAGUAAGACAAAGGAAUGACCCAGAAAAAGACAAGAAAGGAAUGAUUGGCAUGUACGGCAAAGAGGACUACUUUUUGACUUUGUGAGGAGGAAACUAUGGUAGCAAACCCGUCC
Molecule: messenger RNA, 2398 nt
Organism: Chara braunii
Lineage: Eukaryota; Viridiplantae; Streptophyta; Charophyceae; Charales; Characeae
Source: the annotation of a GenBank genome assembly